Molecule: messenger RNA, 7264 nt
Organism: Aquila chrysaetos chrysaetos
Lineage: Eukaryota; Metazoa; Chordata; Aves; Accipitriformes; Accipitridae
Gene: UBE2O
Product: ubiquitin conjugating enzyme E2 O
Source: RefSeq, a predicted model, not a curated record
AUGGCGGACCAGCCCGCUGAGGCGGCCCCGGCCCCCGCCGCCCCGGCCCCCCCCGCCGCCCUGCCCCUGCCGGCCCCGCCGGGCGGCUCGCAGCGGCUCCUCUUCUCCCACGACCUGGUGUCGGGCCGCUACCGCGGCUCGGUGCGGUUCGGCCUGGUGCGCCUCAUCCACGGCGAGGAUUCGGACUCGGAGGAGGAGGAGGGCGGACGCGGGACCGGCGGCGGCGGCGGCGGCGCCGCCAGCUCGGGAGGCUCCGAGUCGGGAGGGCCCGGGGCCGGCGGGGCGGAGGAGGGCCGCGCCAGCCCGCUGCGGCGGGGCUACGUGCGGGUGCAGUGGUACCCGGAGGGCAUCAAGCAGCACGUCAAGGAGACCAAGCUGAAGCUUGAAGAUCGCUCUGUGGUCCCUCGAGAUGUGGUCAGACAUAUGAGCUCCAGCGACAGCCAGUGUGGAACUGUAAUUGAUGUCAACAUAGAGUGUGCUGUGAAGCUGGUAGGAACCAACUGCAUCCUCUACCCUGUCAACAGCAAAGACCUGCAACAUAUCUGGCCUUUCAUGUAUGGUGACUACAUAGCCUAUGACUGCUGGCUGGGCAAGGUCUAUGAUUUGAAGAACCAGGUCAUCCUCAAGCUUUCCAAUGGAGCCAGGUGUUCUAUGAGCACAGAAGACGGAGCCAAGCUGUAUGACGUUUGUCCUCACGUCAGUGACUCGGGUCUCUUCUUUGAUGAUUCAUAUGGCUUUUAUCCUGGGCAAGUCCUCAUCGGGCCUUCUAAAGUCUUCUCCAGUGUGCAGUGGCUCUCAGGUGUGAAGCCUGUUCUGAGCACGAAGAGCAAGUUCAGAGUGGUGGUGGAAGAGGUACAGGUGGUAGAACUAAAGGUUACUUGGAUCACUAAAAGCUUCUGUCCUGGAGGUACUGACAGUGUGAGCCCUCCUCCCUCUGUAAUCAGCCAGGAGAACCUGUCCAGGGUAAAGCGUCUGGGGUGCUUUGACCAUGCCCAAAGGCAGCUUGGGGAAAGGUGCCUCUAUGUGUUCCCGGACAAAGUGGAACCUGCAAAAAUCACCUGUGAAUGUCCUGAGAGGAACUGUGUCCUGGGUGAAGGAUCAGUUGCCAAAAAGGUGAGGCGGCUGCUGAAGAAGCAGAUAGUGAAGAUCAUGUCAUGUUCCCCUGAGUCUCAGGGUACCAGUGAAGCCCCUGAUAAAGAGUCUGCUGCAGCUGCUGACCAAAAAUCAGAAGAGCUUAAGCCUGGAUCAAAGUGUGAGCUGGAUGACUCUUCCAACAGCGCACCGAGUCCUGGGGAGAGAAAGGAAGAGCAGCCUGAAGAAACGGGGAAGGAGAAAGGGGGAGCAGCAGCACGACAGCAGCAGCCUCCCUUUCUGCUGAAAGACGAAGGGUCAUCCGACUACCGGCUUCAGUCCGUGGAGCAAGAUGCUGAUGAUGAGGCAGCUGAUGACACUGAUGACACUAGCUCUGUCACCUCUUCUGCUAGCUCCACUGCCUCAUCUCAGAGUGGCAGUGGCACUGGCCGCAAGAAGAGCAUCCCCCUUUCCAUCAAAAACUUGAAGCGGAAGCACAAGAAGAAGAAGACGAAGAUUUCACGAGAGUUUAAGCCAGGAGACAGGGUUGCUGUAGAAGUGGUGACUACCAUGACUUCAGCUGAUGUGAUGUGGCAGGAUGGCACUGUGGAGACAAACAUUCGCUCCAAUGAGUUGAUUCCAGUCCAUCAUCUGGACAACAACGAGUUCUGCCCUGGGGAUUUUGUGGUGGACAAAAGAGCUCAGAGCUCCCAGGAUCCGGGGUUAUAUGGAGUUGUGCAGUCUGGUGACCAUAUUGGCCGUACCUGUGUGGUGAAGUGGUUCAAGUUGAAAUCCAGUGGAGAUGAUGUGGAGCUGAUCGGGGAGGAGGAGGAUGUGAGUGUGUAUGAUAUUGCUGAUCAUCCAGACUUUCGCUUCCGCACUACUGACAUUGUGAUUCGCAUUGGCAACUCAGACGGAGCCACAGCUAAGGAAGAUGAGCCUUCAGUUGGACAGGUGGCUCGUGUGGAUGUCAGCAGUAAAGUGGAAGUGGUAUGGGCUGAUAACUCCAAGACUAUCAUUCUACCACAGCACUUAUACAAUAUUGAAUCAGAAAUUGAGGAGUCGGACUACGAUUCUGUUGACGGCAGCACCAGCGGGGCAUCUUCUGAGUGGGAGGAUGAAAGCGACAGCUGGGAGACAGACAAUGGCCUCAUGGAAGACGACCACCCAAAAAUUGAGGAGUUAGAGCCUGAGGAGCCGGCAGCAGAGGAGGUGAAAAAAGUAGAGGAACAAGUCCAGGGAGCUGUGGCUAUGGCAGUUGCAGAUCUUGCUGCAGAGAAAGCUGGCAAGGACGGAGCCCCAAAGAGCUUCCGGGAACUAAAGGAGGCCAUCAAGAUCUUGGAAAGCCUGAAAAAUAUGACUGUGGAGCAGCUGCUGACUGGCUCUCCCACCUCCCCAACUGUGGAGCUGGAAAAACCCACUCGGGAGAAGAAGUUCUUGGAUGAUAUUAAAAAGCUGCAGGAAAAUCUAAAGAAGACCUUGGAUAAUGUGGCUAUUGCAGAGGAGGAAAAGAUGGAAGCCAUGGUGGAGACAGAGAAGAAAGAAGAAAAAGCAGAAGCGCAGACACCAGUGAGGUCAGAGUGGCCCAGUGAGACACCAGUGCUCUGCCAGCAGAGUGGAGGCAAGCCUGGAGUCACCUUCACCAGUGCCAAGGGAGAAGUCUUCUCUGUGUUGGAGUAUGCUCCAGAUACCCAUGCCUUCAAGAAAAUGGAGUUCCAGCCCCCAGAAGCAAAGAAGUUUUUUAGCACUGUGCGGAAAGAGAUGGCUCUCCUGGCCACCUCCCUGCCUGAUGGCAUCAUGGUUAAAACCUUCGAGGAUCGAAUGGAUCUCUUCUCAGCACUUAUAAAAGGGCCCACGCGCACGCCGUAUGAAGAUGGCCUCUUUCUCUUUGAUAUCCAGCUCCCCAACAUCUACCCUGCUGUCCCACCUCUCUUCCGCUACCUCUCCCAGUGCAGUGGGAGACUGAAUCCCAACCUGUACGACAAUGGCAAAGUGUGUGUCAGCCUCCUGGGAACAUGGAUAGGCAAGGGGACAGAAAGGUGGACCAGUAAAUCCAGUCUCCUUCAAGUACUCAUCUCCAUCCAAGGUCUCAUCCUAGUGAAUGAGCCCUACUACAACGAGGCGGGCUUUGACAGCGACCGGGGCCUCCAGGAGGGCUAUGAGAACAGUCGCUGCUACAAUGAGAUGACCCUGAUCCGGGUGGUGCAGUCCAUGAUGCAGCUGCUGCGCAGGCCAGUGGAAGUCUUUGAACACGAAAUCCGUGAACAUUUUCGCUGCAAUGGCUGGCGCCUGGUGUCCCGCAUCGAAUCCUGGCUGGAGACGAACGAGCUGGUGGAGCGGAGCCACGAACAGGCCAAUGGGGCAGAUUCUGCCUCCCUUCACUCUGCCUGCGGCACCCUGGCCGAGAGCCCAGGAGACAAUGCAGGGUCGCUGGGGGAGUACGGCAGCAGCUCGGAGCAGGGGGCUGCCGCCGAACUUUCCGACUCCGCACUCGACGGGAAGGAGGAGCUGGAGGAGUCGGAGUUCAUGACCUCGACGCCCAAUGCUGGUGAUCUUCAACAGUACUCAGACUCGGAGAGCACAGGCCAAGCCAGGGGGGUAGACCUGGCCAGAGACCGAACGGACGAGGGGAAGGCUGCCCAGGACUCUGCCUUGCAGCCUAGUGUGAAACCAAAGAAAAGGAGAAAGAGCUACAGGAGUUUCCUUCCGGAGAAGAGCGGUUACCCUGAUAUUGGGUUCCCCCUCUUCCCUUUGUCCAAGGGGUUCAUUAAAAGCAUCCGCGGUGUCUUGCAGCAGUACCGGGCUGCCUUAGCAGGGGCCAAUAUCCCAGAGUGGACAGAGGACAAAUAAACCAUCAGGUUAGGGACAGGCAGGUGCAGGGGAGAAGGGAAAGCAGCAGAAAGGAAAUUGGCAAACGCUGUUACCAGUAAACUGGCUUCUCCUUCCAGCUUUUCUUCCUCAGCUUGGUUUGUUCCAAAGAAGGUGGUAGGCUUGAUUGCUCCUCCGAGGAAAGGUUGUCUAAGCAUGAAUAACUCUUUGCCCCCAGCCCUUCUUCCUUCCCCCUGUCCCAUGUACGUGCUCCUCUUGCGAGUUUGACCCUGCAAUGGUAAGAUUUGAGACCUGCACAGAAGCAGUCUUGCAGCCACGUUCCCUCUGCACUUUCAUCUUGGGGCACCUUUCCACACAAGGACUCUUCCCACCCAGCACUGCACCCAGCAGUUUGUUCUGCUGGGGGCUCAAGCCAGGAGAAGUCAUUGCUGUAGUAUCUGGAGGUGAAGGGCAAUGCCUUCCCAGUCUUUCAUUUUUCUCUGCGUUACCAUGGGUUUUAUGAAGUCUACCCCAGCUUAUAUGUACUUAGACAUUGGAUUGUGUUUGCAUUGAAGUUGUCUACACCAUAUGGAGUUGCUCUAGUCUUAGUUGUUCACCGAUAGCUACGAGUUUCUUCCGAUCCGGACUUGGUAGGCAAAACCAGAGCUCUGCGCUAGCACUUGUGCUGCCCUGGUAGCGCUGCAGGGUUUCCAUCCAGUUCUGUAGCUUCUGGUCGGUCUUCUGGAAGCAAUUCUAGCCAUCCCCACUUCUUUUUCUCCAGGGUAAGGCAAACUUCCCUUUCCCCACCAUGCAUGCCUGUCUUCUAGAAAUACAUGGGAUUCAGGGUUCUGCCCUUAUUACUUAGGUAUCUGCGUCUUUCGUUCCCAGCCAUCCUGGCUGUCACACAGCACUACAUCUACCCCUGGAUCUCGUCCUCGCCUGGGCAGGCGGCAGCAAGUGAUCUUGGGGCGUAUUGUUGAUCUAGCAGCUAGUCUGGAUGGUGAACCUGGCACAGCUGCUGCUUCUCCGUCGUUCGGCUGUAGAUGGGUUUUUCGGAGCUGUUUGAGCCAGGGUACCCGAGGGAAAGGAGCUGUUGUGUCAUGACAAAGUCCUGUUGUAGCAGCAGCAGUCUGUGACCAUUCCUGUGCUGUUACUCAGCCAGCAACUGGAGCACAUCAGACACUGAUGCGGACUGUUAUCAAUUCCUUCCCUUGCCAGCUGUUUCCCAUGGUGGCCUGGGUCCAUUGUGGCCUGCAGUGUUGUGGGCACAGCACAUGCUAUCCCUAAUCUCAACUGCAGCACUGCUGUGCCACUUUGGGAAACGGCUGGCAGGAUCAGCCCGUGUUUCAGCAGCAAGAGAGCUGUCUGAGCUGGUGACCGUGAGCACUUUGAAGCAGUGACUUGCCAGAGUCUCCUGGUCAAGACACCUUCCUGAAGCCUCUUUUUCUGUGUGCACGCACGCACUUGCACUUCUGGAGCUGGGAGAUCGCACUCCAGCACUAUUGCAUUUGCCCAAUGUUUAGGCAUUGGAGAAGCACCCUCUUAGCAUCCAUGUGGAGCACAGUCUGUCAGGGAGAGUCCGUUGGUCCUUCCAGCCAGCACAGGGAGCCGGUGGUGCCAGGCUUCCCAGGGAGGAGUUGGGCUGAGCAGUUGGCUCUGCCAGAACUAAGGAUGGAGACAAAACUCUCCUUUGCUCUUGCUCAGUAUGGCUGUCUCCCUUCCCCCCACCCGCGCCAGGAUCUGGCCUUCUCGUUUUGAAAUGGAGAACAGCAGGCGAAUCUCAGCACGUUUGCGCAGUGCUUUCUGCUCCUUGAAAUGCCAGGUCCGCACCCACUGGCCGAAAUCCCCUCACCCAGCUCCCUGCGCCUGCGAUUUCCAGCUGCCCCUGUGAUGCUCCAGAGCCACGAGGCUGGCUACGCAAAGCCCUUCUCGUGUCACCAUCCACUGCCGGCAUUUUGGAGGGCACGUCCUGCUCUCGGCACUCUGGAAGAAGCAGAGCUUAGCUGUGAACAAAGACCUGGGCUUGCAGAGCUCUCCAAGCACUGGUCUGUGGGUGGAUCGCCUGUGCAGCAGCUCUGGCCCUGCUCUGGCAGGCAGGAGGUCGGGCAGUGUGGCAGACCCCCAUCCGGGGUGCAGAGAGAUGCUCUGAGCCACAGGCAGGGCAGCGUGAACUGCAUGUGUAACUCGCAGCCGCUUUCUGGCUGUGGCUGGUGCUAAAUGAAUGAAUCCCCUUUGAGCAAGGAGCGGGGUGUCUCCAAGAUAUAAAGGGCCGAUUGGGGCAGAGGGGUGAGGCUGUAGCUUCAGGGCAGGGAAAGGGCAGGCAGAGAGGCUUGUUCCGCAAAUGAUUAAACCUCUUACCCGACAAAAUUGCGGUUGGUGGUCUACAGACGCUGACUUCCUCUGUCCCCUGUGCCGGGCUGCGGCUGUCCUUAGCCCCACCAGCCAGGGAGGGAGGGAGAAAAAACCCUUUGGGGCCGGGCUGAGCUGUGGCUGGGGAUGGAGGGACGGAGGAGCUCCAGGGUUCCCUGCUUUGCCCACCCUUUGCUCUCUGCAGCUGUCAUCUCAUGGGGAAGGCGGUCAGCCUGCCCACCCGCCUGGGGAGGAGGGCAGGCAGCCAGCCAGCGCUGCUGGUGUGAGCUGCUCGAGUCCUCCCCUUUGCCCAAGAAGUCUCUUUGUUUCUUCUGAUCGUAAUCAAGAGCUUUUGCACAGGUUCCUGGGGCUUCCUACCGAUGAGCUGUGUAUUGGCCUUCUGGGAAGGGGAUGCUACUCCCGGGCUGCCGCUACCCCUGCCAUCGCUCGCUCUCUAGCUGGCUGUCCCAAACCGAGGCGAGGCGUGCACGGAGGUUUACAAAUUUUCUAAAGCUUUUGAUAAUGUGAAGCUCCUGGGUGAUGAGGUUGGUGGUGAGCACACUGCAGCUAUGUAAUUUUUUGUGUAUGUAUGUAAUAUUUAAGGGUAACAAAAUUUAAAAGGCUAAAACCUUAAAAAAAAAAAAUUUAAAAACACACAAAAAAAGCCAAAGCAUGAUGCAUAUUGUUAGCCUUAAAACUGGCUACAUGACUGUGUGAUGUACAAAUGAGAGCAGCCUGUAACUGUUUUAAGUGCUGGGGUUGGGGAAGAAGCAUUACAAAAUCAGUUUGUAGCCUUGAUUCUGUACAGUAUUUAAUGAAGAAAAAAAAAAAAAAAAAAAGACCUGACUAUUGAGGCCAUGCUUAGAGGUGUGUCGUUCACGUGCAGAUGUGGAUGCUUGGUUGCUUACGAUAUAUGUAUAAAGUGCUGUGUGACCAUUAAAACUUUUUUUACCUGCAGAAUUUUUUUUUGUUUGGCUAACCAAGGUGUAAUAAAGGAGGGAAGAUGACUUGCCAUUAAAUUUUGCCUCUGUGAGUA